AUGUCGUGGGAAGGAUUCAAGAAAGCAGUUCACAGAGCAGGUGCAUCCGUCACCGUAAAAGAUGUCGAUAAGACAAUGGAUAAGGAUUUUGAUGUGGAAGAAAGACGUUACAAGACAUUGAAGGCUGCAGGUGUCAACUUGCAAAAGGCCACUAAGGGUUACUUAGACUCCUUGAGGGCGGUAACCGCAUCCCAGGUCACAAUUGCUGAAACGAUAUCCAAUUUGUACGAAGAAUCAAAGCAAGGUGCUAGUGCCUCAUACAGUGACGUUGGAUCCUAUUACUUACAGGCAGUUAGAGAUUUUGAUGAGGAAACCGUUAAACAAGUAGAUGGACCGUUUAGAGAAACCAUUUUAGAUCCUGUGACAAAGUUUGCCAAUUACUUCAAUGAAGUUGACGAAGCCAUAAAGAAAAGAUCCCACAAAAAAUUGGACUAUGAUCAAUGCAAAGCAAAAGUUAGAAAGUUGAUUGACAAGCCUGCAAAGGAUGCGGCAAAGUUGCCUGCAGCUGAGAGAGAAUUAUCAGUAGCAAAGUCUAUAUACGAAGAUUUAAACGAACAAUUGAAAGCAGAGUUACCUCAGUUGAUCUCAUUAAGAGUCCCAUAUUAUGAUCCUUCCUUUGAAAGUUUGGUGAAGAUUCAAUUGAAGUUCUGUACUGAGGGUUAUUCAAGAGUUGCACAAGUUCAACAGUAUCUUGAUCAAAGUUCGAGAGAUGAGUACGCCAAUGGAUUAUUGGAUGGUAAGAUCGAUGAUCUCUUGAAUCAAAUGAGCUCUUUGAAUAUAGCAACAUUACAGAAGUAA
Dujonia railenensis is the source of this 798-nucleotide messenger RNA. Lineage: Eukaryota; Fungi; Ascomycota; Pichiomycetes; Serinales; Debaryomycetaceae. The record is from the annotation of a GenBank genome assembly.